Messenger RNA from Ruditapes philippinarum (Manila clam), 1274 nucleotides. Its product is annotated as complement C1q-like protein 2. The transcript has 2 exons. The record is from RefSeq and is a predicted model, not a curated record. Gene Ontology annotation, molecular function: protein binding. NCBI's taxonomy places the organism in Eukaryota, Metazoa, Mollusca, Bivalvia, Venerida, Veneridae. Bases 160 to 657 code for a protein of 165 amino acids.
AUCUUGUUUUAAGCAUGAAAUACUUGUGUCGUGUCAAAUGUUUUGUUAAUUUGUUGAUUUCCAGUCGAUGGUCAAUGGGCAAACUGGUCCAGCUGGACCUCAUGUGACGUCACGUGUGGCAAUGGGAGGCAAUUACGAACAAGACGGUGUACAAAUCCAAUGCCCGAGAAUAAAGGAAAGGAUUGUAUUGGAGAAAGUUUACAGAUUAAUCGAUGUUCAAAAGAAAGCUGUACAGCAUUCAAGUCUGCAUUUUCUGUCCAAAGACCAAAAACCUAUAGCAACAUCAACGGAAUUUCAAAACUGACCUUUUCAAUUACCAUUUACCAGUAUGGCAAUGAUUUUAGUAUCUCGACAGGAACUUACACAUGUAGCAAAUCCGGUGUGUACCAUUUCUCUGUUACAUUGGUAAAGAAACGGGCAUCAUCGAGGGUUGAUAGUGUAUAUUGUCGACUUUACAAGAAUAGACAGUCUCUAAUCUAUAUAGCUGUUGAUCCAACUGACGACUCAACAGACAAAGGAAACGCUGCUAUAUCCCAGUCUAUCGUGAUAAAUCUUAACGUUGGGGACACUGUGUACCUUACUAAAUGCAGCGAUCCAAGCACAUACAUGGAAUAUUGGUCUUCGUUUACUGGAUUUCUCCUGUAUCCCAACAAUUGAAUUUUGUGUCCAGAAAAAAAUAAUGAUCUAAACUAAAUCUGUUCUUUCGAAUAAUUCUUUUUCCAAUACAGUAUUUAGAAAAAAAAUGACAUUUUUUUGUCUUUGGUCGUGAAAUACGUGUAUUAAAUAUUUUGUUAUGACAUUACAGGCACGUUUUCUAAAAAAGUGAAUUCAUCCUAUUAUGAAACUAAAGCGGACCAACAAAGUUGUUGACGAAUUAGGUAAAUUGAGUUAUUUUAAGUUAGAGCUUGAUGCUUAGUAACGCAUUUAAUAAGGUUUACUAGACUUACUGACAGUACUUGUUAACAAAACUUUCUUCUGAAAUUGUGCUUCUGCUGAAGGCAACAGUCAGGAAAAGAGAGAAAUUUUUAUUAAACUUAUAAAAGAGUGAUUUGUUGACAUUUGAUGGGCUAAUUCUUAUUUCUCACUUAUUGUAUUUUUCAUUAUAUUGUUAAAGAAAGUGUGUACAUGUAAGACUCUCGUUAUCUCGAAGUCAUCGGGACCGUCCAAAAAUAUCGAGGUAACGAAAUGUCGAGAUAAACAUAUUAGAGUUUGAAUAAGGCAGAAACUGAUUUUUAGAAAAGACAUGUGCAUACCUUAUGUCAAAUAAACUAUGA